Leguminivora glycinivorella is the source of this 1949-nucleotide messenger RNA. RefSeq lists its product as uncharacterized. The coding region runs from base 918 to 1898 and encodes 326 amino acids. The transcript has 3 exons. The record is from RefSeq and is a predicted model, not a curated record. Lineage: Eukaryota; Metazoa; Arthropoda; Insecta; Lepidoptera; Tortricidae. Gene Ontology annotation, molecular function: nucleic acid binding. Gene Ontology annotation, biological process: DNA integration.
AAUUCUUUGGAGUUCAUAUUCAAGCAUCCACAACCCGGAUAGCCCCUCAACAUUGGUCUUCGAGCCUCCAAAUCAAGAAUCAGCGAGUAACUACGAAUUAACUGUCCAGCCAACGUGUCCGUGCACCGCCAUUGUCACAGCGCAGUUAACUAUUCGAAAUUACAAGCUAAUUACGUCGAGUUCGCCGCCAGAAACAAGAUAAGUCCACUAAAUACCUACUACAAGAAGGGAUCUACAAGCCUAUAUGGACGGAUUUAAGGAAACGCAAGCCCAGGAUUACUAGAAACCAGCUAAGUUCCCAAUCCACUCCCUUUCUUACAUUAGUGCCUACUUAGGUAUCAUACCUACUAUAGAAACUAGAUUACAAACUAAAUCUUAACUUAACUUCAUAACAAACAGUGUAUUUAAUAUAAAUCCUCAUAAGGCGCAGCUAUAGAUAUCUACUUAGCCAUCGUUAUCUAGUGCCAGCUGCAGCUAACGGUAAAAAAUCACAUGUUUACGCCGUCAGUACUAGUUGCCGGCUUAUCGAAAUAACAAGUAAAUUAAAUCAAAUUCAGUGCCUAUUGUGAUUAAAGUGCAGUUAUCUCAAUAUUUAGUGCAUAAAACAAGUACAUUACGUGUUUUUCAACAGAUAUACUAGUACACAAAGAUAUUAGGACCUAACGAGUACAUAGUGCUAAUUAUCUUAACUAAAACUACGAAUUACAAAUCGAAUGUGCCCAUGAAGAAGCUGCCGAGCAAUACUCCCAGCGGAAUACUUUCGAGGCAACGUACUACAGCAGCAUCGCUCGCGCCCAGCUCCUGCUGAGCGAGGCGGAGGGUCCUGCAGGCAGGAGUACUAAGUCACCACCAGCCGAUAUGCAGGUGACGGAUAUGAAGCGCACAAAGAAGUCAAUGUUGACUACGCGGGGCCUGUAAUGAUGGCCAAUCGCAGAGGGCGUGGAUGUCGUCUCAUAAAGGCCUACAUUUGUAUCUUUGUGUGCUGCAAAACCAAGGCCAUACAUAUCGAGCUGGUGGGCGACCUGAGCACAGCUAACUUCAUUGCCGCUCUCAAGAGGUUUAUUGCUCGCAGAGGGAAACCUUUAGAUAUUUUUUGCGACAAUGGCUCAAAUUUUGUAGGCGCUGCUAAUGAGCUCAAAUCUUUUAUUGCACAAAAUGCUACUCACAUUUCUGACGCUAUAACCUCAGAAUCAAUAAAUUUUCAUUUUUUGCCUCCACAUGCGCCACACUUCGGUGGAUUACACGAAGCCGGUGUUCGCUCUAUAAAACAUCAUUUACGCCGCGUACUAGGAUCGGCUAAUCUAGUUUAUGAGGAUUUGUAUUCAACACUGACUUACAUUGAGGCACUUUUAAAUUCCCGACCCUUGACCCCACUUAGCUCGGACCAAAAUGACUUAUUGCCACUCACACCUGGCCACUUCAUCAUCGGGCGAAGUAUGACGGCGAUCCCAGAAGAAGACCUUACUUCACGCACCAGAUUAGUGGACAGAUACCAGAAGAUUCAACAGCUUCGCCAGCACUUCUGGGCACGUUGGCAACUAGAAUAUAUAAGUGAGCUUCAGAUCCGAACUAAAUGGAGGCAGUCGACGAACGGGCAACUAGAGAUUGGGACCCUCGUCGUUAUCAAAGAUAAGCAACAACCUCCAAUAAAAUGGCUCCUAGGGAGAAUACAACGAGUCUUCCCAGGGCGCGACGGCGUUACCAGAGUCGCAGAGAUUCAAACUGCCACUGGAUUGCUGCGCAGAGACUUUACCAAGAUCUGCCCCUUACCCGUGGACACUACAGUUGAAGACGACACUUCAAGGUCCGCCGGCAUGUCGCGUACCACUCCAACAGGGCGACCGCGGGGUGAGGUGACAGCGGGGAGCAGCCAUCUUCGGGAUGGACUUGCUUACUAGCCACCGCGGCCAUGACUCGGCUCUUUACAUUUUUGUAUAUUUUUUUUAUAA